UUGCCAAAUUCAAAAAUGUCAUGUCCGAAUAAUAUAGCGCCCGGUAACUUCCUGAUGGAUUCCUUAAUGGGAGGAUCAUCUUCCUUCAGGGGUGAGGGUUAUACCAGCAACCCUGGAAUAUACAUCCACACAGCCGCCGAAUACGGAUAUUCAGUGAUGAGGAACAUUGGAAAGGUCGGACCAUCCCUCUCCAAAAGAGACGAGGUUCCUCCGGGCGGUCCGCCGCCUAGCGCCUUCCAGGAUGCGCCUUACCUGUCAACACAACUGGCCACAUGGACUCCAGGCUCCAAAACCAGUAGGGACGAACAACCUGUUGCCCAGUGUUUACAGCCCUGCUCGUUUCCAGCGGGUAACGUCAAGGAGGAGGCGUUUUGUUGCCUUUAUCAGGAUGACAGUGGCAGGGGGAAAGAGACAACAGAGUCGGCCACUUACAUCCGGUUGGGGGACAAUAGCAGCCGGCCUGAGCAAACUGCCGGCUCCUCGGGCGACUGUUUCCAGGUGUACAAUGCAGAGAGGCCGCAGCAAGAUGACCACCAGUUCCCCUCUGGCUUCUCUCUGUCCCACUUGGCGACAUCUGUUGAAUCGGCAGCAGAAUCGACAGUAACUUGCAGCAAAUCAGCACAGGAGACAGCGAGAGAGAUUUCAAAGACAGACGAGAGAGAGAGCAGGAAGGAAGAGAAGGCCAAGACUGACAGCUGCUCUGACAACUCCGACGGGGAAUUAAAAGAUGAUUUAUCCGCGGAAAAGACAACGGGAAGCUGGUUAAAAGCCAAAAGUGGAAGGAAGAAGCGGUGUCCGUACACAAAGCAUCAGACGCUGGAGCUGGAGAAGGAGUUCUUGUUCAACAUGUAUCUGUCUCGGGAGCGCCGCCUGGAGAUCAGCCGGAGUAUCAACCUAACCGACAGACAGGUCAAGAUCUGGUUCCAAAACAGACGCAUGAAACUGAAGAAGCUGAACAGGGAGAGCCGAGAAAGGGAGCAUAGUGCAGUGUAUAACUAUUCCUGA
This is a messenger RNA of Myripristis murdjan (pinecone soldierfish), 1005 nucleotides long. It is a transcript of the gene hoxc10a, whose product is annotated as homeobox C10a. Gene Ontology annotation, biological process: regulation of transcription by RNA polymerase II. Gene Ontology annotation, molecular function: DNA-binding transcription factor activity, RNA polymerase II-specific; RNA polymerase II cis-regulatory region sequence-specific DNA binding. The coding region runs from base 16 to 1005 and encodes 329 amino acids. NCBI's taxonomy places the organism in Eukaryota, Metazoa, Chordata, Actinopteri, Holocentriformes, Holocentridae. The record is from RefSeq and is a predicted model, not a curated record. The transcript has 2 exons. Gene Ontology annotation, cellular component: nucleus.